This is a messenger RNA of Yamadazyma jaroonii, 1557 nucleotides long. The record is from the annotation of a GenBank genome assembly. NCBI's taxonomy places the organism in Eukaryota, Fungi, Ascomycota, Pichiomycetes, Serinales, Debaryomycetaceae.
AUGCCUAGUGAACAAGAAAGUUUAAAGGGUAGUGAAACAAAUUUAGGUCAAGAACAAUCGAAAGAGAACAAUUCAAGAAGAAGUUUCAGUAUUGAUAAAAGUGACGAUAGUUCGGAAUUGAGUGAAUUAGACGACGAUCAAUCAGAAGCUGAAACCGAUAAAAUGGAUUUUUUAAGACCAGAGAAUUCAAGUAAUGAAAAUGUUUCUGACUUGAACACGUUAUCAAAAUUAACAGAAUUGGCUAGAUUACAAGAAAUAGAUAGCGAUUUUGAUGAUAAUGAACAGGAAAAUGGGAACAUACCAAUCAAUGGAAAUGACAACAAUAUUGAGAAUAGCAACGGAGUUGAUUCGGAAUCUCAAGCUAUCAAGGAGGGAAAUGGAACAGCUGUAGAUGAAGAGAACGAUACCAUGAAAGAAUCAAGAAGAAUUAUUUCUGAAGACUCCAGGAAAUCCAAGAAAAUCAAAUUGGACAUAGUUGACGAAGCAUUGGAUGCUGAUGGGGAGAGUGAAGCAGAAAGUGAUAAUGAAAUUGCAGCUGAACCAUUGUCUUACCCAAGCAAGACUGAGGAGACUGCUGAAGAACAUGAAGAGCAACAUGAUGAACCUGACAAUGAUAAUGAGCCUGACCAUGACGAUGAAAAUGAAGACGAAAACGAACCCGAUCAUGAAGAAGAACAUGAAGAAGAACAUGAAGAAGAACAUGAAGAAGAACAUGAGGAAGACCACGAAGAUGAGAACGAAGAAGAACAUGACACCAAAAUCACCAACGGAGAAACCAAAGCUAACGGGGAUGUUUCUGACUCCGAAGAUGAUGAUUUAAAUAAGCAAAGGCAAUUGGCAGUCGAAGAAUUGAUAGAGAUUGAACAAUCAUUUGUUGAUAUAAGAGACAAAUUGUUCCAAGAUAAACUCAAAAAUUUGGAACAUGAAUUACAGUUAUGCUUGGAUGGUUCACAUCCAGAAUUAGCAAAAAUCUAUUAUAAGAUUAAUGGAUUCUAUCAAGAUAGUCUCCGAUUGGCCAAUAACACUUUGACUUAUAGGUUGAAAUGUAUCAAUAGCGAGACAAUCGCCACUAGAACUUCAAUUCAUCAGGAUUUCCUCAAACAUUUGAUGGAUGGUAAAAAUGAGAUGAUACUGAACACUACUUCUCAAUGGUAUAAGAUCAACAAAGAGAGAAAUCAAAUGGAUCAAUUGGUGCCAGAUUAUGCUUUCACUGCCGUUCCAGAACGCCAUGAAGAGCCUGCUGCCAAUACAGCCAAUGGUUUCGGAUCAGCCAAUGGAUCCAAUACAAAUAAUGGUAAUGGAUUUACCGAAACAUCACCACACCCUGAACCGUUAUCUAAGAAAGCUAUCAAACAACAGAAAUUGGUGGACUCCGUACAAAACAGAAAUAAUUUGAAUCAACAAUUAGGAAUACUAAACAGUCUAGUCCAAUUCCAUGGUAUUCCUUCAGCUGUUAAUCUUUCAGAUAAUGAUAACCUGUUACACGAGUUAUUACUAACUAAAGCUAAUGAUGAUGAAAUAGCCGAAGAUUUGGCAGCCAUGGGAAUCCCCAUUUAA